Molecule: messenger RNA, 907 nt
Organism: Daldinia decipiens
Lineage: Eukaryota; Fungi; Ascomycota; Sordariomycetes; Xylariales; Hypoxylaceae
Product: Mss4-like protein
Exons: 1
Coding region: 109-567 (152 amino acids)
Molecular function (GO): carbon-sulfur lyase activity
Source: RefSeq, a predicted model, not a curated record
AUAUAUUAAUCAUAGCCCACUUAAAUAUAUAUAUACCAUUCAAGUCCUCGACAUUCAAGACCUUGGUCUUGACCAAUACUCUACAUCCCUAAUAGAAAGGAAUCCGCGAUGGCCUCAUCAGAUGCUAAGCCGCUCACAGCACAGUGCCAAUGCGGCUACGUCUCGUUCCCAACGCCGACAGCGAAGCCGAUCACCAUGUACUACUGCCACUGUACAGAAUGCCAACGACAGAGCGGAUCAGCUUUCGGUACAUCCGCCAUCUUCCCAGCCGAGGGACUAUUCCCUCUCUCGCCCGAGCUAGAGUCUCGUCUAAAAGUCUUCAGGCGACCUACCAAUAACGGGCGCUCCUUAGAUUGCUAUUUCUGUUCCGAGUGCGGCUCGCGCAUGAUUCACCGCAUCAUAAGCGCAGACGGGACGCCUCGCUCGUCUGUUAGUAUUAAGGGCGGCUGCAUAGAAGGCUUGGAUUGGAACGGGAAGAUGCAUAUUUUCACGCGCUCGGCUGUUAUGAAAAUUCCUGUCGAGUGGGAGCAGUACGAUACUCUACCCCCGUGGAUGAAGAUGGAUUAAGUGAUUGGAUGUGUUGGGGAGGCGAACUAGAUGAGUUGUAUGCUUCCUUAUAAGUGAUAAUGUUAUAAGUGAUAAAUAAAUAUUAUUAGUGAUGAGGGAUAACUAAGGAGAAAGAAGAAUCGAAUUAUAUUGUAGAACGACUUAUACAGUUCUGGCAUAUAUGUACCAGGCUCGGAAGCUCAAAUUAUGAUUCCCCCCUGAUUGCAGGCAAGAUAAUUGUGGCUGUCGAGUUCUCGGGUGUGAGGUCAUCGAUCUGCAGGAACACAAAUAUCUACAAGAUCAUUGAAGUCAUCCAAUAAUAAAGCUUCGAUGUUCACUUCCCAACUACAUCUCAUAAACC